AUGGCAGCAGCAGCAGCAGCAGCAGCAGCAACAGCACCCAUCCUCCUCCUCCGCGCCCCGAGCAUCUAUCCUCCGCACGACGACGACGACGGCGGCGACGGUAAGGGUAAGGGUAAGGGUAAGGGUAGUCGAAGCCCAUGGCGCGCGCCACCGCUCGCCUGGCUCGAGCGCACGUGGAGCGUCACGCACUCGACGCUACCGAUGUGGGCGAAGGCGCGGAACGUGCGGAUCACGUAUAAGCUGUUGUCGUCCCCGUCACCGCCUUCUUCUGGAGCUGGAGCUGGAGGGAGGACGUUGAUCGACGACGAGGUGUGCUCGGAGCCGCUUGAGUCGGGCUGGGUGACGGCGGUGAUGCAGCCGCGGUGUAUCCGGGGGGUGGAUACGCCGGUUCCUGGGCUCGAGGGGGGUUGGAGGUGGAGGGGACGGGGGUGGUUGAGGGUUGCUAGUAGUCAUUGGGAGAUUCUCGGUUGGGGCGAGAGCGAUCUUGACGGGGUGCAUGAGAAGUGGGUGGUUACGUGGUUCAAGGCCAGCUUGUUCACGCCGAUGGGGGUCGACGUUUACUCGGAUCGGAAGGAGGGCAUUAGCGAGGGCUUGUACGGGAAGAUACGGGAGGCCUUGGAGGGGGGUCUGGCCGGGACGGAAGUCGCGGAGCUUUGCAAGGGGAUGUUUGCCGUUGAGAUCAAGUACUAG
Drepanopeziza brunnea f. sp. 'multigermtubi' MB_m1 is the source of this 690-nucleotide messenger RNA. Lineage: Eukaryota; Fungi; Ascomycota; Leotiomycetes; Helotiales; Drepanopezizaceae. The record is from RefSeq and is a predicted model, not a curated record.